AUGAAACUCAAACCUCAUCAUUUUCAUCUCCAUCACAACCUUGUCUCUUUUUCAUCAAAACCUCGCUACAAAAACCAUGACAUCCUCUAUACAAUCUCAGAAGCCAUCAACACCAUCCACAACAACAAUCUCCAUUCUCAAGCACCUCCUGAUUACUCUCUCAACCCCUCCCUCAAACGCAUUCUCCCCUCCCUCACUUCUCACCACAUCACAAACCUCAUCAACCUCAACCCUCUCUCCCUCUCCCCUCACUCCCUCUUCUCCUUCUUCAACUGGCUCGCUUCUCGCCCUCCCUUUCGCCACACUCUCCAUAACUAUUCCACCAUGGCUCACUUUCUCUCUUCCCACAACAUGCUCUCGCAAACACAUUCCCUCUUCCUUUUCAUCAUCUCCCGAAUGGGCCACCAUUCUUCUACUUCCCUCAUCGCUUCCCUUCUCCAAACAAACCCUACCCACCACCAUCAUCAUUGUUCUGGUAUUGUCUUUGAUGCUUUAAUCAUUGCUUACACUGAUUCUGGAUUCAUACAAGACGCUAUUCAGUGUCUACGAUUGCUGAAAAAGAACAACUUUGCAAUCCCGCUUCGUGGUUGUGAGUAUCUUCUUCGUCGUGUUAUGAAGCUGAAACAACCGGAGCCUUGUUGGGAGUUUUAUUUAGAGGUUUUGGAUUAUGGAUACCCGCCAAAAGUUUAUCUUUUCAAUAUUUUGAUGCAUGGGUUUUCGAAAGUUGGUGAUGCUAUGAAUGCGCAGAAGGUGUUUGAUGAAAUUCCUAAGAGGGGUUUGCGUCCUACUGUUGUUAGUUUUAAUACUUUGAUAAGCGGGUACUGUAAAACUGGGAAUGUGGAGGAGGGUUUUGUGUUGAAAGGUGUUAUGGAGAGUGAAAGAAUAUCUCCUGAUGUUUUCACUUACAGUGCUUUGAUCAAUGGGUUGUGUAAGGAAAGUAGGUUAGAUGAUGCCAACAAUUUGUUUGAUGAAAUGUGUGAGAGGGGGUUGGUUCCUAAUGGUGUGACUUUCACUACUUUGAUUGAUGGACAGUGUAAAGAUGGGAAAAUUGAUUUGGCACUGAGAAACUUUCAGAAGAUGAAGGAUCAAGAUGUGAGACCUGAUUUGAUUACUUAUAACGCGAUGAUCAAUGGACUUUGUCGGGUGGGCGAUUUCAAGGAGGCUAGGAAGCUUUUUAAUGAGAUGAUUGGGAAUGAUUUGAAGCCUGAUAAGAUCACUUUCACUACUCUAAUGGAUGGAUGCUGUAAAGACGGAGAUAUGGAAUCGGCAUUGGAGAUUAAGGAUAGAAUGGUUGAGGAAGGGAUUAAGCUUGAUGAUGUUGCUUAUACUGCACUAAUAUCUGGACUUUGUAGAGACGGAAGAGUUCGCGAAGCUGAAAAGUUGUUGCGGGAUAUGUUGAGUGCUGGUUAUAAACCUGAUGAUCCAACGUAUACCAUGGUUAUUGAUUGCUAUUGCAAGAAAGGUGAUGUAAAAAUUGGAGCCAAGUUACUGAAAGACAUGCAGAGAGAUGGACGUGUACCGGGUGUUGUAACUUAUAAUGCGCUAAUGAAUGGAUUUUGCAAACAAGGUCAGAUGAAAAAUGCUAGAAUGUUGCUUGAUGCAAUGCUUAAUUUGGGAGUGGUUCCAAAUGAUAUUACAUUUAAUAUUUUACUAGAUGGUCAUUGCAAGCAUGGAGGUUCUAUUGAUUUUGACGUAUUUAGUGGUGAAAAAGGACUUGUUUCAGAUUAUGCUUCAUAUAUAGCACUAGUGAAUGAAUCAAGUAAAAUUUCAAAAGAUAGAUUAAGGAACUGA
This is a messenger RNA of Lathyrus sativus (Indian pea), 1791 nucleotides long. Lineage: Eukaryota; Viridiplantae; Streptophyta; Magnoliopsida; Fabales; Fabaceae. The record is from the annotation of a GenBank genome assembly.